GUCAUGUACUCACAUCGACCCACUGACCGGGAGCGCGCACCAGCCGAAGAUGUGAUUGCGGCUUCACGGAUAGCGAGAGAGGAGGAACAGGGAGAGAGAGAGUGAGAGAUACCUGUACCGCAUUACACGAAAUAACGACCACAAGCACACACUUUCACACAUGCUACUGCAGAGCUGACACACACAGCGGAGAAAAGAGAGGGAACAGCGAAAUAUCUGCGGUCACGCCACAGGCACUCAGGUCCGAGCCGUAUCAGGAGCCAACCAGGAGUUGUGACAGGAGAGGAGAGCCAAUCAGAGGAGAGAGAUGUUGGUGCAGGGCGGGCCUUGGGUCCUGUCUGUCAUGUUGUUGCUCCUGCUGCUAUGGCAAGAAGUGUCUGCUAUUGAGGUUCCUCUUGAUCAAAAGAUCCAGCAGGAUUUGAAGCAGCCUCCCACCAUAAUGAAACAGUCAUUGAAGGACUACAUUGUUGAUCCCAGAGAUAACAUCAUCAUUGAAUGUGAGGCCAAGGGGAACCCUGUGCCAACGUUCUCAUGGCGACGGAACGGGAAGUUCUUCAACGUGGGGAAGGAUCCACGGGUGACGAUGCGGAAGCGCUCGGGAACGCUGGAGAUUAGCUUCCGGAGCGGAGGGAGGCCAGAGGACUAUGAAGGGGAAUACCAGUGUUUCGCCUCUAAUGACUUUGGAACGGCGCUGACCAACAAGAUCCUACUACGAGUGUCCAAGUCCCCUCUGUGGCCCAAGGAGGUGUUGGAGCCAGUAGUAGUGGGUGAGGGUUCUUCCCUGGUCUUGGCCUGUAACCCUCCUCCAGGCCUGCCCCCUCCACACACCUUCUGGAUGAACAGCGCCAUGAUGUCUAUAACCCAAGAUAGGCGUGUGUCCAUGGGUCUGAAUGGAGAUCUGUAUUUCUCUAAUGUUCUGGCUAAAGACUCGCACACAGACUACAGCUGCAACGCCCGCUUCCUCUUCACACACACCAUCCAGCAGAAGAACCCCUUCACACUCAAAGUGCAGACCAGUCGUAAGGUAGCAGAGACUCCCCCUAACUUCCUCUCCCCCACGGGGACUGACAGCUCAAGGAUGAUGGUGCUGAGAGGACAAAAACUACAACUGGAGUGUAUCGCUGCCGGAGUUCCCACCCCCAGUAUAAAGUGGUUUAAGAAGGGAGGAGAUCUGAACCAGAAGGUGAAGCUAGACAACUUCAAUAAGACUCUGCGUAUCGACAGCGUGUCAGAGGAGGACGCAGGGGAGUACAUGUGUAUGGCCAACAAUCAGAUAGGAAGCAUCCGACACUCCAUCUUCGUCCAGGUUAAAGCGGCUCCCUAUUGGCUGGACAAGCCGUUCAACCUGGUGUUAGCACCGGAUGAGAGCAGUCGUCUGGUGUGUCGGGCCAAUGGGAACCCCAAACCACUCAUCAAGUGGCUGGUCAACGGAGAGCCUAUCGAGAGAAAUAGCUCCCUGCCCAACCCCAGAAGAUCGGUGGUAGGUGACACCAUCAUCUUUCACUCUGUUCAGAUCGGCAGCAGCGCUGUGUACCAAUGUAACGCCUCCAAUCACCAUGGUUACCUGCUGGCCAACGCUUUCGUCAGCAUAUUGGACAUGGCUCCCAGGAUGCUUGGUGCUAAGAACCAGCUAAUAAAGGUGAUAGAGAACAACAGAACCUUCCUGGACUGUCCCUUCUUUGGCUCGCCACUUCCUGAGCUACGUUGGUUUAAGAAUGGUCAGGGCAGUGGUCUGGACGGUGGUCAAUACCGGGUCUACAUCAACGGGAGCCUAGAGAUCAAGCGUGCGCGGGUUGAGGACCAGGGUACAUACACCUGUGUGGCCAGAAACAUCCUGGGCAAGGAGGAGAACCAGGUCCGACUGGAGGUCAAAGAGCCGACCCGUAUCGUCAGGGCUCCAGAGCACCAGUCAGCAUUUAGAGGCACCAUGGCUCGUUUUGACUGCCGGGUCAAAUCAGACCUCACCCUGCCCAUCACUGUUACCUGGCUGAAGGAUGACAAGCCUCUCUCUCUGGGAUGGAGGUUAAAGAAGGAUGAGGAUUCCCUGUCCAUCCCUAAUGUCCACGAGCAGGAUGAGGGAACAUACACCUGUACUGUUAAAUCAGAGAUCGAUCAAGAUACUGCCUCAGCACGCCUUACUGUGUUAGAGGGCACCUCCCUGUAUCCCUCACAGUCUAGUGCCUUGCCUGCAGCUCCUGAUGCUAUCCCUAGUGGCCUGAAAGGCUGGGGCACCAAGAACACAAACAUGGAGAUCAGCUGGGAGCCCUUGUUGGACACAGAGCAAAACGGCCCUAACCUGCACUACUCGGUGUGGUGGAGGCGUAAGGAUACGGGGGAGGAAUGGAACAACGUGACUACGGUGGGGGCGAAGCACAUUGUCCACGACACAGAGACCUACGUUCCCUAUGAGAUCAAACUGCAGGCCAGGAAUGACUUCGGACCAGGACCUGAGUCCAACAUCAUCAUAGGAUAUUCUGGGGAGGACAAGCCUACAGCCCCUCCUACAGACCUGCAUGUGUCAAAGAUUGACAGCACCAAGGUCAACGUCCACUGGACCCCAGUAGACCCCAACACUGUCCUGGGAGAGUUCAAGGAGUACAGGCUGUACUACUGGCGUGAGGGCAGCAUGGUGAAGGGUCUGCAUGUGAAUAAAGAGAAGAAGACUAAAGGGUUCUACAGUACCGUGGCCCAGCCUACUGGCAUAUUGACAGACCUACAGCCAUACAGCCACUACCGCAUGUUUAUGGUGGUCGCCAACAGUCGUUACGAUGGGCCGCCUAGCAACCAUGUGGAUUUCCAUACCAAGGAAGGAGUGCCAGAUCUUCCUCAGUUCUUUAAGAUCGUCCAGUGGAGUCCAGAGUCUAUCCACCUGGAGUGGGACAAACCCCUGGAGCCUAACGGCAUUCUGAUUGGAUACACACUCAACUAUCAAGCAGUGAAUGGGUCGCGUGUGGGCCACAUGCAGAUGGAGAGUUUCCUACCUAACGUGACAGCCUACAGACUCCGCUUGCCAGACCAAGCUAGCCGCUACAGGUUCUACCUGGCGGCCCACACACAGGUGGGAGCAGGGAAGGUCUACGCUGGGGAGUCUCCACAUUUCACCAAUGAUGAAUACUUUAUCAGCUCAGUCGAGCCUACAGACGUCUCCAUGUCUACAACUGUCCCACCUCCUCCUCCUCCUCCCACUACUACCGCUGCUACUACAACCAUUAGUACUACUACCACUACUACUACUACUACUACUACUACUCCUACUACUACCACAACUGUUACUGCUUCUACUACCACUACCACUCCUGUGUUGGUCACCAGCACCAAGCAAGCAGAUACAAAUGUGUUGGGCAUGGCUCCUGGGAGGGUGAUCUGGAACCUGACGGUGAAGCCUAACAGUAACUACGCUAACGUCAGCUGGAACCACAACUUCCCGAUCGGCAGCAGCGAGUUCCAGCUAGAGUUCACACUGGACGGCAAUGGCAGUGUGUCAAGCGUACCAGUGAACCAGCCGCCCAUUAAGCUGGCGGGGCUGAUCGAAGGGGCCAAGUACCGCCUGAGGGUGUACUCCAACGAAUACCACAGCAUCUCCAGCAAUGUUGUCACCUUUGAGACCAGCGCAGCCUACAUUAAAGACCAGGUGGACAUUGCUACCCAGGGCUGGUUUAUCGGGCUGAUGUGUGCCAUCGCUCUCAUCAUCCUCAUCCUCCUCAUCGUCUGCUUCAUCAAGAGGAGUCGUGGAGGCAAAUAUCCAGUACGAGAUAAAAAAGAUCUCCCUCUGGAGGGAAUGGAUCAGAAGGGAGAGGAUGGAUCAUUUGACUACCAGAAUGAAAAUGAGAACGAAAAGGAGAACAGCAGCGACGAGGACAACAAGCCUCUGCAGGGCAGCCAGAACUCUCUGGAUGGCGGUGUGAAGGAGAGUGACGACAGCCUGGUGGACUAUGGCGAGGGAGGGGAUGGCCAGUUCAACGAGGACGGCUCCUUCAUCGGCCAGUACACUGUCAAAAAGGACAAGGACGAGACGGAAGGCAACGAGAGUUCCGAGGCCACCUCACCCGUCAACGCCAUCUACUCGCUGGCAUAGUCCCCCUGCCCGGCCUGGCCUGGGGAUCUGAGGAACUCCCCCUGGCGGUUGGAGGGUGAUAUUACCACCACUACUACUACUACCACACACACACACACACACACAUACGCGAACACACACACAUAUGAAUAUAAGUGUAUUAAUAUAUAAAACACAUAUACACAUGUAAACACACGCAGCACCUGCCUGGAGACUGUUUGACCUCUUAAAGCGGAGGGAGAAACCAUUCCUCUGAGAAUUAAGGGGGUGUGAAUGGAAUGGAGUUGAAGUUACUGUGAGCCAAGCCCUGACGUUCGGCUAUUGACGUUCUAUAGGUGCCAAGGUGAAGUUUGGUAAUCUUCAACAGUAGCAGUCUCUCUAUGCUCCUCCUUCUGCCCCUCACACAGACUGAGUGUGCCUAACGGGCAAGCUUCAGUUGUAGAGGACUAGGAGGAAACGCCGAGGUUUUCAACCAGUUUGUGUGGCUCUAGAGCUUUCUUUGUUUUCAACGUACUCAGCUUUCCCCCCCAAACCCCUCUCUUUUCUCCCCACACACAUCCUCACGCCCCCCUGUGUCUUUACCGAGCGUCCCCAGAGAAAGAGACACAGACACUCGUCCUGUGAGCAUAUCAGCAAAGGACCACCAAUAUAGCAGGAUGUUGGCAGAUAUGUUUAUCACAUUGAUAUUUCCACAGAGAGAGAUGGUUUUUUGUUCUCAAUUGAUACAGCAGAUGAGUCAUUUGAAUAUAUGAAUGCUGUAAACAGUGCUAGCUCACCUUCUAGUUCACUGCAAAACUAUGCAUUACCAACAUCUCAUGUUUUUGGGUAAAGUCUGGUUAUGAAUUAAAUUGUUUAUUUUUCAGUGUUGACUCACAGGUUUAAAGAAGAAUAACCUGCUUAAUGAAAUUCUAUCGUUCCCUUGCCUUCCCGCUGUCGUAAAUGUACCUAUGAUUCACCUCCAAACUCAAGUCGUGUUGAGAUAUUAAAAAUGGCCACAGUUAUAGCAAUGCUA
Molecule: messenger RNA, 5066 nt
Organism: Oncorhynchus tshawytscha (Chinook salmon)
Lineage: Eukaryota; Metazoa; Chordata; Actinopteri; Salmoniformes; Salmonidae
Product: neurofascin
Exons: 30
Coding region: 308-4075 (1255 amino acids)
Biological process (GO): brain development; cell-cell adhesion
Molecular function (GO): cell-cell adhesion mediator activity
Source: RefSeq, a predicted model, not a curated record